Vigna radiata var. radiata (mung bean) is the source of this 1383-nucleotide messenger RNA. RefSeq lists its product as uncharacterized. The coding region runs from base 23 to 1051 and encodes 342 amino acids. NCBI's taxonomy places the organism in Eukaryota, Viridiplantae, Streptophyta, Magnoliopsida, Fabales, Fabaceae. Gene Ontology annotation, molecular function: protein dimerization activity. The record is from RefSeq and is a predicted model, not a curated record. The transcript is spliced from 3 exons.
AAACAAGGGGGCAUUGGAGAAGAUGUUUACAUCCAAACAAUGGAAAUCCAGUCCUUUUUCUGGAACAACAGGUGGGAAACUCGUUCAAAGUCUCGUUAUGGAUGAUAAGUUUUGGAAAAGUGUUGUGGUUUGCUUGGUUGGCGCUAGUCCUCUGAUCAAGGUGCUUCAUUUGGUGAGUUUGGACCAGAAACCAGUCAUAGGUUUCAUUUAUGAUGAAAUGAAGAGAGUAAAAGAGAAGAUCAAGCAUGCCUUUAAAUCUGACAAGAAACGUUAUAUGCCUUUAUGGGACAUCAUAGAUGAAAGAUGGGACGAAGAAACUCUUAGGCCUUUGCAUGCCACAGCUUAUUAUCUUAACCCUCGGUUUCACUAUGAUCCUAGUUUCGAAGAAGAUUUUGAUGUUAAACUUGGUUUGUACGGGUCUUUAAGCAAGACGAUAGCAAAGCAAGACUGGUCUAAGGUUGAUCAUAUGCUUGAAGAUUUCAAGCAUGCAAGAAACUCUCUUGGUAAUGAAAUAGCCAAGAUUGCAAUUAAAACCAAAAAUCCUGCUGAUUGGUGGGACUCAUAUGGUUCUGAACUUCCCGAGCUCCAACAUUUUGCUAAACGAAUACUGAGUUUGACAACCAAUUCUUUUGGCUGUGUGGAUAACCGGAAUGCCUUUGAUAUGGUACACAUGAAGAGAAGAAACCGUUUGAGGCAACAGAUACUGAAAGAUGUACUGCUAAUGAUGUCUAAUUCAAAGUUAGCCGAAAGGCACCAAGCUGAAAAAUCCAUUGAACAUAGCAUAGACGAUCUUUCUUCUGAUGAUGAAUGGAUUAUAGAGAGUAAUGAAAACGUAUCUAACAAUGAAGAGUCAGAGUUAGAUGACUUGUGCUUGUUUAUUCCAAUUGAAGAUGAUGUGGCAGAUUCUAAAGAUGAUAAUGGUGCUUAUGUAGAUGAUCUACAGAUUCAUGAUGAUGAUGAUGAUAUUGAACUUGAUGAAGAGGCAGAUGUUGAUGAUGAAGAUGAGGCAAGUUACUCAACGGAUGAUGUCACGGAUAGAGGUUUGUUCUAAAAGUCCCCUGCAUUUGUUCUUUCAUAACGAGUAGCAUGCUUGUUCAGUUUUACAAUUAGUAACAGAAGUUUCAGGUGUUUCUUUUUUGGUUUUAUAUUGUUGGCAUUAACCAACAGUGACUGAAAUCUCUUCCUUCUCGACAAUUGGCGCCACUCAAAAAUAUGCUCUGGCUUUCAACUUUAUAUCAUGGUUUCUUUUUCUGUUUUUGUACUAUAAAACUUUGCUGACUUGAGCAAGAUUGGAAGCCUUAAAAUACAUAAUGAAUCAUAUACACCUAUAGACUCUCAUCCAUUCAUACUAAUAUACUAAAAUAAUAUAACAGUUCAAACAUC